CGCAUGUUCACGCCGCCAACACGCUUUUUUUGAAACACCUUCGAUUUGCAUCUACGUGUUGCCUUAUUUCGUUGUACUCUUCGUUUGUUCAAACUUCCCAGGGAAAUGUCCCAUGUCUCCAAUGCUAAGGGGGGUGGUUCAGUAUUAUCCCAGCCACCGCCCGGUGAAUAAACGCUACUUGAGGACGCACUAGGGCUACCCCUCUGUAAACACCCUCGCACCACCAGCUUGGCUAUCCUCCCCUACAUCCGCACACCAGACACUACCUGCAAUCAACAGAUUUUGCCCUCUCACCCGACCAAAGGGAGGCUUGAUUGUACUUUGUACGGCAUUCCAAGACAGUCAUGGCGGCGAUGGAGAUGGGGGAGGUUUCGGAGCAGCAGCGGCAGUGGCAGCUGGAGCAGCUCGCGGUGAGCAGGCCGGGCCUCAUGACACGGCUGUUGUAUGUUGGCAAUGAGCGGGCAGAAAGAAUAGUAGGAAGCGGCAACGGUGCGGGAGAAGGGGAUUGGCGGGAAGAAUGCCAAGGAGCAGGUGGACAGUCCCAGGAUUAGAAACCGUGUACAGGACGCCUAGCUGUGUUGGUAAUGGGUAGUGCAGGUUGACAUUGCCGUACUGUGACGUGCAUGCUGUUCGCAACGUGUGCUUAAGAGGGGGAGCAAGGUUGGACGACGCCUUGGCGAAGGUCAAGAUUCAGGGUUAUGCGUUUGCAGAAGGUUACGUCCUAGGGUUUGAUGCUACGUGGGGAACACGAUUGGACGGUACGGACUGCUUGGUGGUUGACGGGAAAGAAUUGUUGCCGUUAAUGCCGCAUGACUGAAACAUGGCAAACUCGGUAGUAAAUUGUUUUUGGCGUUGGUGGUGCUUGAUCUUAUAUAUAGCGAUGUUGAGCUUGCACAGCAGCGCGGCAGGUGAAAAGAGCCGUUUAGAGUGAACCACGGAAAACACAUACCGGUACUUACGCGCCUGUGUCUCCUUACUUCAACAGAUUACGUUAGCAUGUUAUUAGCUACAAACGUUGGGACUCGCACGCUCGUUAUAGGCAAUCUUUAAAGCAAGUACUGGUAGUUCCCCAGGAAGAACUGAAACAAUGGAAAGCGAUAGUCUACUGGUUGAACAGCUUCAGGCGUCAACCGCGGUACAGCGUGCUUUGGCAGGCUGCUUCAUACGACCCAGCCUGGAUGGCCAUUCUGGGCCCAAGCAGCUGAUCGUGAACUGCGGCGAUCACCUGCAGCUAUGGGAGGUCGUGGAUGGAUCUGUCGAACUCCAGCAAAACUUCCACUUGUUUGAGCGUGUUGAGCACAUCGACUUGGUCCCAUCAUCCCUGCAACUCUUCGGCCCAGACAGCACAGAUGCCCUUCUUGUCUUCACCUUCGAUGGGCGUUGUACUCUUUUUCGACUGCUCUCGCAGCCACAGCCACAGCAAUACCAGCAACGAAAACCAACCGCAAUCCAUGCGGUCAAUCGGCCCCGUGAUUUGGUGCUCACGGAAGCUGCCUGCCUGGCGUUGCCUCUACCAAACCUGCGUGCAGCCCUUCUACCAAAGCGCUUGGAGGGUGUCUGCAGCAGCGGUGUUGCGCCUGUGGCUCGUCGCAUCGCCGCUGCCACAGGCGCACGUGGUGUUGUGGUGGCAGCAAUCCACAUGGACCUCCUCCACGUCAUCACACUCCACGCGGCGCCUGCUGAGGGCGAACAUCCGCUGCUGCUGUGUACGGCAGUUCCCAUAGCAGACACGCCGCUGUACGGCAUGCCACCUGGCGGCGACCCACUAGAGUUGCUGCACCGCUCCACCCACAUCCGCGCGCUCAGCCUGCUGCCCCCGCACCCCCGGCGGGACGCGCUGCAGCCACCGCUGCUGGCGGUGCUGCACAAACCCGAGGGCACGGCGGGCAUGGGGCUGUGGCUGGACACGUUGUCGGUGCAGCUGACGGUGAAGGAGCUGGCGGGCGGGACCGCUCCAGGGGCGAGGGGAGCAGCGCCAGCUGCAGCUGGGGGGAGCGGCAGUGCGAGGGAGAUGCGGCUGG
Molecule: messenger RNA, 2021 nt
Organism: Astrephomene gubernaculifera
Lineage: Eukaryota; Viridiplantae; Chlorophyta; Chlorophyceae; Chlamydomonadales; Astrephomenaceae
Source: the annotation of a GenBank genome assembly